AUGGCGCUACACUGGGACCAGACGCCGAAGAAGCAGGGUUUAUAUGACCCGUCCUUGGAGUCUGAUGCAUGUGGCGUGGGCGCAGUGAUGGACAUGAACCGGAAGAAGUCCCGGAAGACCUUGACCGAUGCCCGGGACAUGGCCGUGCGCAUGACGCAUCGUGGGGCUAAGCAAGCCCAUGAGGAUGACGGAGAUGGCGUCGGCAUUAUGAUCUCAGUCCCCGACGAGUACUUGCGCAGUUGCUGUGGCUUCACCUUGCCUCCCGAGGGUCAGUAUGGCGUGGGAAACCUCUUCCUGCCACGCCAGGAGGACAAGCGUGAAGAUGCGGUGAAGCUCGUCGAACGGAUGGCCCGGCGCUUGGGCCUCCAGGUCAUCGGUUGGCGAACGCCGCUGCCGGUGAACCCCUUGGUCUUGGGGCCCUAUGCCAAGUCCACCGAACCCUUCGUGGCCCAGGUCUUUGUCGGGAUGGGCGACACUGGGGAGGACUCGGCGGCGGAAAGUGCUGUGAAGAGCAAGGCCAAUGUGCUCCGGCCGGCGGCGGCACUCUCCAGUGGCGAGUACGAUGGACUCUUGGUGCAAAGGUGCAGAGGUCUUCCGUUGGAGACGCGGCUCUUCCUGCUGCGCCGCGCCGUGGCGCUCCGCGCGCGGGAGGUCUUCGUGUGUGGCGGGGAGGUGGCCGAGUUGCUUCGGAGACAGUUCAAGCCGGAUCAGCUCUUUGAGUACUACAUGGAUUUGAAGUCAGAGCAAUGCACUGCGUUCUUGGCCUUGGUGCACUCGCGCUUCUCCACCAAUUCCUUCCCCUCUUGGAACCGAGCGCAUCCCUUCCGUCGGAUCGCGCACAAUGGCGAAAUCAACACCUUGGCGGGGAACCGGAACUCCAUCCGCACGCGUGAAGCACUGAUGACCAACAGCAAGGCCUUCGGUGAUGCACCGCUGGAGGCCUUCUUCCCGGUGGAUGAGGACAUUGGCAGCGACUCUGCAUUGUUGGACAACGUCGUCGAGCUCUUGCUUGCUGCAGGAACCCGAGACUUGGCGGAGGUGAUUAUGAUGGUGAUCCCUGAGGCCUGGCAGAACACGAAUCUGAUGCAGAAGGAGAAGAAGGACUUUUACAAGUACCUCUCCUGCGUGAUGGAGCCUUGGGACGGCCCCGCGCUGGUCUGCUUCACCGAUGGGAUCCAGUUCGGUGCCACGCUGGACCGCAACGGCUUGAGGCCCGGGCGCUUCUACAUCACCAAGGACCAGCGCCUGAUCUUGGCUUCUGAAGUGGGAGUGGUGGAUGUCCCACCGGAGGAGGUGCAGUUCAAGGGCCGCUUGAGACCUGGAAAGAUGUUGCUGGUGGACUUCGCAGAGGGCAGAUUGAUCGAAGACACCGAGCUGAAGAUGCGCUAUGCCACCAAGAAGCCCUAUGGCGACUUCCUGAAGAACAACAGCGUUGAGCUCAAGGAUCGUUUGGGCCCCGAGCCCAAGAGCGAUGCGGCGCUGAUCGAAGAGACCACCAUCAACAAGCGGGUUCUGCCACUGCUGAAGUAUUGUGGAUAUACCUAUGAGAAGAUGGACAUGUUGAUCGCACCGAUGGUGAAGACCGGUGCAGAGCCUUUGGGCUCCAUGGGACAGGACAUGCCCUUGGCGUGCUUGUCGAAGAUGCCGCGUCAGCCCUUCGACUACUUCUCCCAGCUCUUCGCACAGGCGACCAACCCGCCGAUUGACCCCAUCCGUGAGGCCAACGUCAUGUCCCUCAUGUGUCCCAUCGGCCCGGAGCGCAGCCUCCUGGAGCCCUCGCCCGACGCCUGCCGCCGGGUCUUCCUGGACUCGCCCAUCCUGUGCCCUCGGCGCUACAACGCCAUCUUCGGAUUGGAGGCGGAUGGCUUCCCUACGGUGGUGCUAGACAUGACGUAUGGAUUGAACGAGAGCACGUCGAAGGCCCGGCAGGCGGACCGUGCCAUCCGCGGGAACAACUUGUUGAAGGAGCGUUUGGACCAGAUCUGUAAAGAGGCCGAAGCGGCGAUCCUGGGCGAUGGCGCGGCGGUGCUGGUGCUGAGCCACCGAAAGGCGGGGCAGAGCCGCGUGCCGGUGAGCUCCUUGCUUGCCGUGGGUGCCUUGCAUCAGGACCUCAUCGCCAAGAAGCUCCGCGCCAAGGUGGCGCUCAUCGUCGAGGCCGCCGACGCCUAUGAGAUUCAUCACUUCUGCUGCCUUCUGGGCUUCGGCUGUGAUGCCAUCUACCCAUAUCUCUGCUACUUGAGUUUGUUGAGGGUGAGAGGCUGCCAGCUUCCCCUCAACAAGCGCAUUGAGAACUUCCGGAGCGGCUCCGACUCAGGUAUCUUGAAAGUGAUGUCGAAGAUGGGCAUCUCAUGUUUGCAGAGCUACAAGGGGGCUCAGCUGUUCCAAGCAGUUGGACUGGACAAGGAGGUCAUCUCCCGGUGUUUCACCGGCUGCAAGUUCGUGCUCAAUGGUGCUGGCUUCAACAUCUUUUCCCAGGACGCCAUGGAGCUGCACAAGUUGGCCUUCCCAGAACGGCCGGUGCCUGCGCUGGUGGAUGAGGAGGUGGAAGAGCUGGACGACUUCGGCGAGUAUCACUUCCGAUCCAUCCACGAGACAGAGAUCCACAUGAACACUCCUGAUGUGAUCUAUAAGAUGCAAGAGGCUGCAAAGACCAACUCAGCGGAUGCCUACAAGAUGUUCUCCACAUGGCAGAACAAGAUUACGGAGCAGACGGAGAUUCGCGGGCAGUUGGAGUUCCGCGAUGAGGAGUGCAGUCCGGUGCCCCUCAACGAGGUGGAGCCCGCGGUGGAGAUCGUGAAGCGCUUCUGCACCGGCGCCGCCUCCUUCGGCUCCAUCAGCGACGAGGCGCACCGCGCCAUGGCCAUCGCCAUGAACCGCAUUGGAGGAAAGAGCAACACUGGCGAGGGUGGCGAGGACCCCAUGCGCUUCACGCAGUUGGAGGCUGGGCAGUUCAAUGCUGGGGCCGUGCAGUGGGACAUCAAGGGAGGCGACACCUUCCGGUCGAAGAUCAAGCAGGUGGCCUCCGGCCGCUUCGGCGUCACGGCGGAGUACCUGGCGAACGCGGACGAGCUCCAGAUCAAGCUCGCCCAGGGUGCCAAGCCCGGUGAGGGCGGAGAGCUACCUGGGCACAAGGUGAUUGGGAAGAUCGCCGAGACGCGGAAGGCGACCCCGGGCGUGGGCUUGAUCAGCCCACCGCCGCAUCACGACAUGUACUCCAUCGAGGAACCGGAUGGGAUGGGCAGAGACGUGGCGCAGCUGAUCAAGGACCUCAAGAACGCCAACCCCUCCGCGCGGAUCUCGGUGAAGCUGGUCGCACGUAUCGGCAUUGGGGUCAUCGCCUCAGGCCGGGCGCUGGCCGGGCGCUUUUUCGGGCGGAAGUGGCGUGCGCAGCAGAUCGUUCUCGAGGAGGAGCACCGUGUGGUGAAAGGCAAGGCGGAUCACCUCACCAUCAGCGGCAUGUCUGGCGGCACCGGCGCGGCCAAGUGGGGCUCCAUCAAGCACUGCGGUUUGCCUUGGGAGAUCGGCUUGGCUGAGACACACCAGACCUUGGUCUUGAACGGCCUCAGGAACCGCGUGACCUUGCAGACGGACGGGCAAGUGCGCACGGGCCGCGACGUGGUGAUCGCCGCCAUGCUGGGAGCCGAGGAGGGGCGGUCAGGGCGGAGCGGUGCGGUGGAUGCUGAGCACCGGUCAGGGCGGUCAGGGCGGAACCUGAGCAGCAAGCCAGUUGCCAUGGGACAAUGGUCAGCUUUGUGUUGGGUACUGGCUUAUGUGAGUGCAUGUGUCGUUGACCAGAGACGUGACAGAGCGCCCAGCUGGACUGGUGUCCAUGCCGGCGCUGCUUUUGCAGGCGUGCCACAGACGUACAGAGAGGGCGCACUGCGACCGUCACUGGGCCGCCGACCGUCACUUCGAGAGAACCGUGCGACGCGUGCGGAGCUGCGUGCGGAGCUGAAUGCUGCGCCUCCGAAUGCCCCGGCUGCGAAGAAGGCAGGCUGGUCUUGGAACCUUUUUGUGUGGUGGGCCAUCGUGAUAGUGCUCUUUCUGGAGGGAAGCACCGAUCUAGUGCUCUGGUCAGCGCUUUCUGGACUCCUACAAUUGAUGGGGUGGAUGAAGGGCUCAGUGCAAGUGGAACGAGGCAAGAUGGCACAUUUUGCCUUGCGAGGUGCCACUCUCGGCGUCCUGUGGUCAUCUCUCAUUUGUGGACUGGUGUUACCAGGCCUUCUCCUACUCUGGCCCUUGCUGGCAGACUUCUUGGUUUCUACCAGCUCCAUUGGUGCAGUGGAGGAGGCCGGUAAGCUCGUGGCACUCAUUUGGCUUUCUUGGUCUGGCUUCCGGCCCUGGCGGAGGGCGCGGCGCAGGUCCACAGCCAAGCUGUGGCCAGAGAGCCCACGAGGUCUCAUGUUGGCUGGUUUCAGUGUUGGGGUUGGCUUCAUGGUGCACGAGAACUUUGGAUACUUGGGGAACGUCGCUACGGUGACGAGUAUGCCAGGUUGCUGCUUGCUGCAGAACAUUUGCUUCCGGAUUUUCUUGAAUCCGCACCCGUACUUGAGUGGCAUAGUGGCUGGCCGCUUUGCCAAGUUUGCCUCCGAACCGUCCAAAUAUCCUCGCCUGACUCUCAGCAUGCUGUGCACCGUGCUGGGGCCAUCCGUUGUUUUGCAUGGCCUGUUGAACUUGUCUGGGGUUGCAGGACGAGUGGUGUGCAUCAGUCUCAUUUUCGUUCUGUUCAGAAACACCUGGAAGAACUUACCGGAGCCGGAAGAGCAGAGAGCCAUCCCUGCCAAAGAGCAGGUUUUGGCUCGCCAGGAGAUUGCGAUGACCACCGCACCACUGAUCACGCUGGGCUGCAUCAUGAUGCGUAAGUGCCACUUGAACACUUGCCCGGUGGGUGUCGCCACACAGGACCCGGAGCUGCGUGCCAAGUUCACGGGACAGCCGGAGCAUUUGAUCAACUUCCUCUUCAUGGUGGCCGAGGACGGAGUCGCUCGGCACCAGACCCUUUCGCCCGUGCAACGGUCGCCUCGCCUCGCCCGCAACGGCCAUGAUGAGGAAGCGCGCGAGAUCAUGGCCUCCCUGGGCAUCAAGAAGUUCAACGAUCUCAUUGGCCGCACUGACCUCUUAAGGCCCAAGGGCUACUUGAAGGACAACCCCAAGACGGCGGACCUGGAUUUCGCCGAUUUGCUGAAACCCGCUUGGACCAUGGAGUCCAUGAUGGGCAACUCAGCGGACAACCCCAUGUUCUGCUGCGAGCCCCAGGACCACGAGUUGGCGCAUGCUUUGGACCAGAGCCUGGUGAGCCGCUGCUCCAACGCGGUCACCGAAGCCAGGGGCGAGAACCAGGUGCGGCUGAAGUCGGUGCCGAUCAACAACGUGGACCGGUCCGUGGGCGGCAUCUUGAGCUUCGAGGUGAGCAAGAAGUUUGGUGCUGAAGGGCUCCCCGAGGGCUCCUUGCACAUUGGCUUCCUGGGCAGCUCAGGACAAUCCUUCGGCAACUUCUUGGCACCAGGCAUCACCUUUGAGUUGGAAGGCGACGCCAACGACUACAUCGGCAAAGGCCUCAGUGGCGGAACCAUCAUCGUCUACAAGCCCAAGCAGGCAGACUACGACUCCAAGGAGGCGAUCAUCGCCGGCAACGCGGCGCUCUACGGCGCCACCAGCGGCAAGGCCUUCUUCGGCGGCAUCGCCGCGGAGCGCUUCGCCGUGCGCAACUCCGGCGCCACAGCGGUCUGCGAGGGCGUGGGCGACCACGGCUGCGAGUACAUGACGCGAGGUACUGUGGUGGUCCUGGGACAGAUGGGACAGAACUUCGCCGCAGGCAUGAGCGGCGGAGUGGCCUUCGUCCUGGACCUGCAAGAGAAACUCUGCAACGUCGGGGGCGUGCACCUGGAGAAGAUGGAAGAAGAAGAGGACGCGUCUCGCGUCUCGCGUCGCAAGCGAUGUCGCAAGCGACGUGCCCACGCCGGCGUGCGAGACAAGACGCUCUUGAAGAGCCUCGUGAGUGAGCAUGCCAAGCUCACAGGCAGCAAGGUGGCGGAAGAGCUGUUGAAGAAGUGGCCCGAUGCCCUGAAGCGCUUCACAAAGGUCUUCCCGAAGGAGUACAAGAAGGCCUUGCUGGCCAUGAAGGAGAAGGACCACAACUCGCGAGAUUGA
Molecule: messenger RNA, 6150 nt
Organism: Durusdinium trenchii
Lineage: Eukaryota; Dinophyceae; Suessiales; Symbiodiniaceae
Source: the annotation of a GenBank genome assembly